GUUUGAAAGGUUUUAUCUCUUUAUUACUAUCUAGUUGGUCAUAAAUUUUGAUUCAUGCAUUGCUAUAAAAGGACAACAUCUUCUUUAAAUAAGUGUACAGUUGCUAGUGAAUAGCUUGAAAAAUGUUGGUAUUAAAGUACUUGUUUAUUUGUACUGUCAUUAUCAGCUUGGCAAACUGUGCAAGUGUGUUCCAGAGCGACCUCGUUGUACAAAUAAAGAAUGGAGCAGUACAAGGUCGUCAAAGUACAACUCUAGAAUUAAAAGUUCCGUACUAUUCAUUUAGAGGAAUUCCAUAUGCAGAGCCUCCAAUUGGAAAUCGUAGAUUUGAGCCUCCUGUUGCCAAAGGUAACUGGGAUGGUGUCUUAGAUGCCACCGAAGACAGAGCUCACUGUAUACAAGGCUCAGAUCCUGUUGUUGGAGAAGAAGAUUGUUUGUUUAUCAAUGUGUAUACACCAACCCAACCAUCGGAUUCGUGUGAACUUUUACCUACAAUGGUAUGGAUUUAUGGCGGCGGUUUCGAAGGAGGAGAUUCUACUUAUGAUAACUACGGGCCAGACUUUCUUUUAGAAAAGAACGUUAUUGUGGUAUCACUUAACUACAGGUUGGGAUUUUUGGGUUUUUUGAGCACCGGCGAUAACGUGGUUCCGGGAAAUAAUGGUCUAAAAGAUCAAGUUUUGGCUCUGAAGUGGGUUAAAGAUAAUAUCGAUCGUUUUUGCGGAGAUCCAAAUCAAAUUACUCUCGCCGGACAAAGCGCGGGUUCUGCUUCUGUAGCUUAUCAUAUUCAGUCACCACAGUCACAAGGACUUUUUAAUCGAGUUAUAAUGCAAUCGGGUGUGUCUUUGAGCUUGUGGGGACUCAGCCGCAGAGUUCCUCAGAUUUUGAAUCAAGUAGCUGUGGAUCUGGGUAUCGAUAACUCUACUACUCGAGCUAUAGUUGACGGUUUAAAAGAACUGGAGGUUGAUUAUCUUCAAAGCUCGGCUUCUUCAACAAUAACAAGUGUAUACCUUGCUAAUAAUCCCAGAGAAGGAUUUGCGAUAGGUCCUGUUAUCGAACCAGAUCAUCCAGAUGCGUUCAUCAGUGGACGAAGUCACGAGAUACUAGAGGGCGGUCAAUUUACUAAAGUACCUAUUCUUUUGGGUUUCAAUUCUCUGGAGGGAACUUACAAUUUUGAAUUACUUUUCCGUCUCUAUCUCGUCCAGUACGACCUUAAUCCAGAGAAACUGCUACCAGCCGAUAUGAAUGUUGACAGCAGCAAAGCAGCAGCGGCCGCUAAGAAGCUUAAGAGUUACUAUUUUGGAUGGAUCCCAGUCAGUCUUUCAAAUAUGGAGUUGAUGAGAUUUUUGAGCGACGAUCAAUUCGUAAGAUCGAUUAGGGAAUUUGCUCGUUUGGCUCAAAGGCACGUUCCUGUAUAUCUUUACCGAUUUUCGUACGAAGGUGGAUUAUGGGGUUAUCAUAAUAGGACUAUAGCUGGUGUGACUCACAGCGAAGAGCUAGGGUACUACUGGGUAAGCAAACAUGACCCACUGCGCGAACAUGAUCUCACUGUGAGAACCAGAAUGGUAACCUUGUGGACCAACUUUAUUAAAUACGGAAAUCCAACUCCAAGCCAAGAUUCCAGAUUAGAAAAUAUUAUUUGGGAAACCCUUGGUAACAGUUUGAAUUAUUUAGAUAUUGGAGAACAUUUGGUUCCGACGCAAUCUCCAGAAAAAUCCAACAUGCAGUUCUGGGAUGACUUCUAUAACGAAUACGGUAACCCACCUUACAGCACAUAUUAGUUCAAAAUGUACUCAAAAUUAGUUUUAUAGUGAAGUUGUAAAUAAAAUAUACCUAAGACACA
Molecule: messenger RNA, 1837 nt
Organism: Zophobas morio
Lineage: Eukaryota; Metazoa; Arthropoda; Insecta; Coleoptera; Tenebrionidae
Product: juvenile hormone esterase-like
Exons: 10
Coding region: 123-1775 (550 amino acids)
Source: RefSeq, a predicted model, not a curated record